CGCUGUCAUCAUCUGCGGCAUCGAUCGCGGUCUUCUACAGCAGCUAUAAAGAGCAAGGCAGAGACCAGAAAGAGUGUGAAAGUAGUAUUGUCAGGAAGCAAUGACGGACCCGAGACAAGGCCCCGAGAAGGGCGUGACCUAUGCUGCUCAGGCAUCACUCAAGAAGCUGCCCAUCCCAGCACUGGAAGACUCAAUUAAGCGCUACCUAUCCUCCGUCAAGCCAUUUCAGAACCCUGCAGAGUACAAGAAAACAGAAGAGGCAGCACAGGCCUUCUUGAAAGAGGAUGGCCCUGUACUGCAGCAACGGCUGCUCGACUAUGCAGCCGACAAGGAUUCCUUCAUUGAACAGUUCUGGUUUGAUUCCUACCUCAACUUUGAUAAUCCCGUUGUCCUCAAUCUCAAUCCCUUCUUCCUUUUAGAAGAUGAUCCAACACCUGCACGCGCCAAUCAAGUCACACGCGCGGCAUCGCUGACCAUCUCUUCACUUUGUUUCGCGCGUUGCCUCAGAAGAGAAGAAUUGCCGCCAGAUCAGGUUCGUGGGCAGCCACUAUGCAUGUAUCAGUAUUCUCGCAUGUUUGGUACCGCACGGAUACCAACAGAUCAUGGCUGUCACAUGGAAACAGAUGCACUCUCAAAACACAUUGUCGUGUUGUGUCGCUCCCAAUUCUACUGGUUCGAUGUCUUGGAUGAGAAUAGCGACAUCAUCCUCAGUGAAAAGGAUCUGGCGGAAAACUUCCGAGCCAUCAUUGAAGAUGCUUCUGCCAUCCCUGUUGGCGAAGCUGCUAAAUCUGCCAUGGGCGUGUUGACGUCUGAAACGCGUCAAGUGUGGGCUGACUUGCGGAGUAAGAUUCAAUCUGACCAAGAUGGCUCCAACAACAAGGAAUGUCUAUCCAUUAUCGAUGCUGCCUUGUUUGUUGUUUGCCUGGAUGACUCUGAACCGCAAGGCAAAGCGGCCGUCUCAGCCAAUAUGUUGUGCGGUACCUAUGAUAUUGCCACCGGUGUCCAGAUUGGUACCUGUACGAACCGUUGGUAUGAUAAACUCCAGUUGAUUGUCUGCAAGAAUGGUUCAGCAGGCAUCAAUUUCGAGCAUACAGGCGUUGAUGGCCAUACAGUCCUGCGCUUCGUCUCUGACAUCUAUACUGAUACAAUUAUGCGCUUUGCAAAGACGAUCAAUCCGGCUGCACCCAAUCUUUGGCCGAGCAUGUCGCCUGACCCAGCGAAACGCGAUCCCGAGUCCUUUGGCGAUGUUGAUUCAACGCCACACAAGCUAGAAUGGACACUUGACCAAGAAUUAUCCAACGGUAUCCGAUUUGCAGAAACACGACUCAGUGAUUUGAUUUUGCAGAAUGAGAUUUGCGUUUUGGAAUUCACUGGAUAUGGCUCCAACUACAUGAAGUCUUCUGGCUUCUCUCCCGAUGCCUUUGUGCAAAUGGCCUUUCAAGCUGCCUAUUAUGGUCUCUAUGGCCGUGUCGAAUCUGUGUAUGAGCCAGCCAUGACAAAACAGUUCCUACACGGCCGAACAGAGGCUGUGCGAAGUGCUACAGUGGAAUCUGUCAAUUUCAUCAAACGCUUUUGUGAGAAUGUCAAUCCGGCCAUCAAGGUGGAUGCAUUACAAAAGGCAUGUAAGCGGCAUACGGCCAUCACUCGAGAGUGUGGACAAGGUCAGGGACAAGACCGGCACUUGUAUGCGCUGUACAAGAUGCAUGAGAUGCGCGUUGCAGCAGAAAAGAAGGAAGGACGACACUCACCGGGUGCUUCCGAUGUGACUGUACCAGCACUCUUUGCUGAUAUCGCAUGGGAACGCGUCAACAAUACAAUCCUAUCAACCAGUAACUGCGGUAACCCUGCUUUACGCAUGUUUGGCUUUGGUCCAACGAGCCCUGAAGGUUUUGGUAUCGGCUAUAUCAUCAAGGAGAAUAGCAUCUCCAUUUGCGCAGCGAGCAAGCAUCGACAAACUUCAAGAUACUUGGAGACCCUCUCGAAUUACUUUCUUGAAGUACGCGCCUUGAUUCGACAGGUGAGUGAAGUGCGCGGCAGUGCGAAACCACAAGCUCGACCGGAAAAUCAGCAACGUACCCGUCGUAGUGGGAGGAAAGUCGCUAUUGCAACACCUGCUGCUGGCGAGGAAGAAGAGGAGCAGCAGGAUGGGAUGUUGGGUGGGUAUGGGUACUUUGACAUGGAGAGUUUGACGCGCGAUAUGCAGCGUCAGCAAAUGGCGAGACAACAGAGUCGUGAGGAGAUGGGCGGGAAUGCACAGCGUCGACAUGCUGUCGGCAAGCGUCUGCAAUUGGGCGAGUAUGCAUCAUAGCGAGCUGGGCGCGUGAUAGUAGAUGAGAUGUUUAAAAGAUGAGUCCCCAGAGAAAGUAGAGCGCAAGGACAGCACCGACGACACAAGCGCUUGCUUUGAGCUGCCAUUUGAAGCCAUUGGUAGAGGCGACACGACCGAGCUUGUUGGCUGUGGCUUUGAUGCUUGUGGAGAAGUUGCUGAAGCGUUCGGCCUUGG
Molecule: messenger RNA, 2503 nt
Organism: Protomyces lactucae-debilis
Lineage: Eukaryota; Fungi; Ascomycota; Taphrinomycetes; Taphrinales; Protomycetaceae
Product: carnitine O-acetyltransferase
Exons: 2
Coding region: 101-2308 (735 amino acids)
Biological process (GO): carnitine metabolic process
Cellular component (GO): mitochondrion
Molecular function (GO): carnitine O-acetyltransferase activity
Source: RefSeq, a predicted model, not a curated record